This is a messenger RNA of Menidia menidia (Atlantic silverside), 5720 nucleotides long. Lineage: Eukaryota; Metazoa; Chordata; Actinopteri; Atheriniformes; Atherinopsidae. The record is from the annotation of a GenBank genome assembly.
UGCUUUAAAAGCGUUGCAGCCAGUGGAGAGUGUCAGUGCUUUUUCAUGCCACAAUGAAAAAGCUGUUGUGGGUUUUGUGUCUGCACAUUUUGUGCCUGUACAGUGGUGGUAGGAAUGGGGCAAAUGGGCAAGAUGACUUUAUGCUUCUUGAAGGUCCUCUAACAGAGCAGUUGGGGAAUGAUGCCUUUGACUGCAGUCACCCCUUACCUCCUGGUUCUAAACAGUACUUUGAGCAUCUCCACAGUAUAGGGGUGACCCACUUUAAAGUUCCUCUAUCAUGGGCUCAACUCCUCCCCACAGGUUACCCCAGCCAUUCACAGCAAGCUGUGGUCAAGUGUUAUCAGGCCUUGCUGAAGCAACUGCUGGAUGUGGACCUUCAGCCUCUCCCCAUCCUUCAUGGAUCAACAGUUCCAGAAUCUCUAAAGUCAAAGUUUGGAGGCUGGGAGAGUGAGAGGCUUUUAGAAGCCUUCCAGCAAUAUGCCGAGUUUGCCUUCCAGGAGUUUGGAGCUCUGGCACGCUCAUGGGUAAUACUGAGUGACUUGGGUGAUGUCUGGAAUGAGGCGGUGAAUGCUCCGAGUCUUCUGCAAAAUAUCCUUGAGCUGAACAAGAAUAUUCAUCAGAUCUACCAUCAACAAUUUCCUGGAAAAGGGAGACAUCUGUCACUUGGGCUAAAAGCAAAAGAUGCCGUCACACUUUCCCAAAUCAAAGCUUCAACAACCGUGGACUUCUUGUCAGUGCACAUUGAACAUAACUGUGCUUCAGAAAAUUUGGCCCAGGAGUUGAGGAACUUGCAGACAUCUGUGGGGAACUUGCCCCUCCUGAUCUACAAGUUGAACGUUCAUGAUUGUUCACAUAGCCAUCACCAGGUUCUUGGAGAGUUACUACAAGUUCUAAAGGAUAACAACUUGAAUAUCAUUGGAUGUGACGUAAAACAACUGGAAUUGCAAAAUCCUCCAAUCAAAAGACCAGAUAUUCCUGACUUGAAAAGGAUGACAGAUAUCACCAAUAGCUAUCAGAAGGUCUGGCAGAAGUUUGAGGGCCAAACUACAACCGAACGAGACCUUUUCCUUGCUAAAUCAUUCCCUUCCAAUUUCCAGUGGGCUACCUCAACAGAGUCUUUCAAAGUUGAAGGUGGCUGGUUAGAAGGGGGGAAAGGAGAAACUAUUUGGGACCGUUUUGGUCAUGAUGGUCUUGCCUUUGAAAAUCAGACUGCAGACCUAGCUUGUGACAGUUAUAAUAAGGUGGUAUAUGACCUUUAUCUGCUUCGGGGUCUACAAGUCAACACCUACCAGUUUUCUAUCUCCUGGGCCCGUAUUUUCCCGAAUGGCCACAGAGGGAGCCAAUCAGAGAAAGGGGCUCUCUACUAUGACAAACUGAUAAAUGCACUCAUUGAAAAUGGCAUACAACCUGUUGCUACUCUCUACCACUGGGAUCUGCCGCAGGCCCUCCAGGACAACGGCGGAUGGAACAACACUUCCAUUGUUGAAGCUUUCAAGGACUAUGCUGACUUUUGCUUCUCCAGGUUCGGAGACAGGGUCAAGACCUGGAACACAUUCAGCAGCCCUUGGGUGGUGAGCCAUGCUGGGUAUGGCACUGGGGAGCAUCCCCCUGGAGUAAAAGAUUAUGCAUUUUCUUCAUAUCAGGUCACUCAUAAUAUCCUCAAGUCCCAUGCUGAGGCCUGGCAUGUCUACAAUGACAAGUACAGAAAUACACAGGGUGGGAAAGUGGGCAUUGCUUUAAAUUCUGACUGGGCAAUGCCCAUGAAUGAGACUAAUCCCGAAGAUGCAGCGGCUGCUAAUCGCUACCUGCAGUUUAUGCUGGGAUGGUUUGCACAUCCUAUAUUUGUCAAUGGUGAUUAUCCUGCAGCACUUAAGACUCAGAUCGAACAGAAAAAAAAUGAGUGUCCCAGCUCUGUACCAGCAGUACUUCCAGUUUUCACUCCUGAAGAGAGCAAGAGGAUACAGGGAACUGCAGAUUUUUUUGGUUUAAACCAUUAUACAUCCCGUUUGGUUAGCAGCACUGAAGGUGGAUGCAUCGCAGGGCCUGCAGGCGUGGGAGACUUUCAGGCUCAUGUGGACCCCUCUUGGCCAUCUACAGCAUCUGACUGGAUUUACUCCGUGCCUCAGGGACUUCGGCACCUUUUAAACUACAUUUCAAAAGAAUAUUUGAAUACUUUGAAAGUGCCUAUAUACAUAACUGGGAAUGGGAUGCCAACAGUGGACAGUGGGGACACCCUUAAUGACACUAACAGAGUGGAGUACAUGCGGGAUUAUAUCAAUGAAGCCCUGAAAGCCAUAACCAUGGAUGGAGUUGAUGUGCAGAGAUUUACAGUGCAGUCACUCAUGGAUGGGUUUGAGGGAAAACAAGGCUACAGCCAAAGAUUUGGUCUUCACCACGUUAACUUUGAGGAUGGAGGGAGACCAAGAACCCCAAAGCAAUCUGCAUACUUCUAUGCUCAGGUUAUCAAGCAAAAUGGUUUUGGACCAAGCAAACACAGCGAUUUUCAAGGCUUAAAAAUACCAUUUACACGCCGCUCCACCACUCUUGCGCCCUCAGAGGUUCCAUCUAAAUCAAUGGUCGUUUGGGAAAAGUUCUCCCGCCAGUCAAAAUUUGACACACAAAUGUAUCACUAUGGCACUUUUUCACAAGAUUUCAUCUGGGGAGUAUCAUCCUCAGCUUACCAGAUUGAAGGAGGCUGGAAUGCUGAUGGAAAGGGUCCAAGUGUUUGGGAUACAUUCGCUCAAAAACCUGGCAGUAUUUUUGAAAAUGCUAAUGGAAAUGUUGCUUGUGACAGUUAUAAUAGACUGGAGGAAGACUUGUACAUGUUGCGAGCUCUCAGGGUGAAGUCCUAUCGAUUCUCUUUGUCUUGGUCCAGGAUCUUUCCUGAUGGCCUUCGUUCUUCCCUGAACCAGAAAGGUGUCGACUAUUACAAUAGACUUAUUGAUGGCCUCUUAGCACAUAAUAUCACCCCUAUGGUGACACUUUACCACUGGGACCUUCCUCAAGCUUUGCAAAACAUUGGUGGCUGGGACAAUGUCGGCAUGAUUGACAUCUUUAAUGACUUUUGUGACUUCUGUUUUUCCACCUUUGGCAAUAGAGUAAAAUUCUGGAUUACUUUUAAUCAGCCCCAAACAAUUGCAUGGUUGGGCUAUGGACUUGGGCAUAUCCCUCCAAAUGUUAGGGAUCCAGGAACUGCACCUUACAAAGUGGCACACAACCUAAUUAAAGCUCAUGCUAAGGCCUACCACACUUAUGACGACAAGUAUCGUGCGUCCCAAGGUGGUCUAAUAUCCAUUGCUCUCAAUGCUGACUGGUAUGAACCAAAAGAUAUCAAUGUCCCCCGUGACGUUGUGGCUGCUGACCGUGCACUGCAGUUCCAGCUUGGUUGGUUUGCACACCCUAUUUUCAAAAACGGUGACUAUCCUGACGCAAUGAAACAGCAAGUCCUGCAAAAAAGUGAACUCCAAGGUCUUUCAGCAUCAAGACUCCCUUCCUUCACUGAAGAAGAAAUGACCUCCAUCAGGGGAACCGCUGACGUGUUUUGUCUCAGUCACCAUACCACAAAAAGAGUUAGUCAUAUUACAGGUCUCCUUUCACCUGAGUCAUACCAACAUGACUGGGACUUUUUAGAGGAAGAACUGCUUGAAUAUCCCGGUACAUCUAUUCCAAAUCAGAGAGCUAUAUCAUGGGGCAUGAGAAGACUCCUCAAUUGGCUCAAGGAGGAGUAUGGAGAUCCUGACAUUUACAUCACUGAGAAUGGAGCGGCUACAUUCUAUGACACUGACAGAGUAUUUCAUUACAAAACCUAUGUUGAUGAGGUUCUAAAAGCUUACGAUCUUGAUGGAGUGAAGCUGAGAGGUUACAUAGCAACAUCACUUAUGGAUUCUUUUGAGUGGUUGAAUGGCUAUAGAGUUGGGUUUGGUUUUGGACUGAACCAAGUGGAUUUUGACAACCCUAACCGGCCAAGAACACCCCGGUAUUCGGCUCAUGUAUACCACCAAAUUAUGAAGGAUAACGGUUUUCCCCCAACAGAGGAUGAAAAGAUGAUUUAUGGAGAGUUCCCCAAAGAUUUUAUUUGGAGUAGUGCAACAGCAUCAUAUCAGAUUGAAGGAGCAUGGAGAGCAGAUGGAAAAGGUCUCAAUAUAUGGGAUCAGUUCUCUCACACACCUAACAAGGUGUUAUAUCAAGACACCGGAGACAUCGCCUGUAACAGUUAUAAUAAAUUAGAUGAUGAUAUUGCUAUUUUGAAGCAACUUAAGGUGUCCCAUUACCGCUUCUCCAUAUCCUGGGCGAGGGUACUUCCCGAUGGCACCACUGGUCACAUUAAUCAGGCUGGGCUAGACUACUAUAAUAGAGUUGUAGAUGCUCUGGUUGCUGCAAACAUCCAGCCGCAAGUUACACUGUACCACUGGGACCUUCCACAAGCUCUUCAGGAAACUGGGGGAUGGCUUAAUGAGACUAUCAUUCCCAGAUUCAGGGAUUAUGCUGACAUAAUGUUUGACACUCUUGGGGACAGAGUAAAACUUUGGAUCACCUUUAAUGAGCCAUACAUAAUCUCAGUGCUUGGUCAUGUGACUGGAGCACAUGCCCCAGGAGACUCCAGCCGCCCUGACCUCCAUCCUUACAUUGUUGCUCACAACAUUAUCAAAUCUCAUGCUGAGGCUUAUCAUGUCUACAAUGACAAGUAUCGACCCAAACAGAAUGGAUUGAUCUCCAUAACUGUCAACUCUGAUUGGGCAGAACCAAGGAACCCCAACAAGCAGGAGGACAUUGAUGCUGCUCGACGUGUGGUGCAGUGGUACCUUGGCUGGUUUGCCCAUCCAAUAUAUAAUGGAGAUUACAAUGAAAUGUUUAAGACAAUCAUUCGAGAGCGCAGUCUUGCUGCUGGUUUAUCACAAUCCAGGCUUCCCGAGUUUACACCUGAGGAAAUCAAAAGGAUUAAUGGUACUUUUGACUAUUUUGGUCUCAACCAUUACUGUUCUGUCCUUGCAUUUAAUGUGGACCAUGGCAACAAUCAACAUCUUGAGGCAGACAAGGGUGCUGGCGUCAUUUCCGAUCGCACUUGGUUGGAAACAGGCUCUUCAUGGCUGAGAAUAACACCGUUUGGCCUGCGCAGAUUACUGAGGUUCAUUAAAGAGGAGUUUGGAAAUCCCCCAAUCAUCAUCACUGAAAAUGGUGUCUCAGAGUCGGGUCCUGUUGAUCUGAAUGACCCUCACAGGGUUUACUUCUACAAAAACUAUAUCAACCAGGUGUUGAAAGCUUACUUGCUAGAUGGUGUGGACAUCCGCGGCUACACAGCUUGGUCACUGAUGGACAACCUUGAGUGGGCUGUUGGCUAUUCAGAGAGAUUUGGCCUUUUUUAUGUCAAUCGUUCAGAUCCUAAUCUGCCUCGAGUGGCCAAGAAUUCUGUGUCCUUCUUCAACAGUAUCAUAAGCUGCAACGGAUUCCCAGACCCAGCAUUAGGACCUCAUGAAUGCUUGAGCCCAGGCCCCGAAGGUAAACCUAUUCCUGUCUUCCCAGGUAGUAACCAGCCACAACAACACAAGCAACAAGCUCACACACAACAGCAGUACCAGCAACAAGUACCAGCGCACAAACAACAAGUUCAUCAACUGCCAGUGUUGUGGAGUUCCUGGGUAGGAAACUCUCGGUCAGUGAAGCUGCAACUGGGCUUAAUACCACAUUUGCUCUUCUCAUUGUUGCAGUGUUUGGCAUUAUAG